UUGUAUUUGUAAAGCACAAAAUAAAGUUGAUUUGUGCAAAACAUAUUAGACCCAAUUCAAUUCAGCAAACUAAAUUUACUUACUUCAGGCUUUUUUUUAGCUUUAACUUUAGGCUUUAGGAUUUAUUUUACACUAGAAUUUUUAUUUUUAGCACGAGAAAAAAGUUAAUUGUGAGAUAUAAUUAAAAUAAAUCAUCUGAAUCAUGAUAGAACUUCCUCGUAUUACACGAGCCUUAAGGGCUCACACACAGCUUGAUAAACCUCGAUGCUUGAAACCUCCAAAUGAUGAAGCAAACUUAAUAUUAUUAACUAAAAAUUUACAAAGAUUCAAAUCAUUCAGCGAUAUAUGCACAUACAUACAACAUAAUGAACCCAAUACAGCUGAGCUACUGAAUCUACUGAGACAACUAAAAGAUGCAUGCAAACUACUCACGGGUGAUCAGCCAGACGAUAUCAUUGAGGACGCUGCAGUGCUAACAUUGAGAAUGUUUCUUGAUCAAGACAUAGUGAUGCUUAAACAUCUUUCACAGUUGAGGCAAACAUUUGGAUCUGCCGCAUCCACUACUGUUAAUAAAAUUUGUGAGAUAGUAAAUCAAAUAUCAAAUGAUAUAUCUGAAGACACAAAAGAAUACAUUAGAUCGGAAACAAAUGGAACAGAUAAAGACAAUUUUAAAAUUUGGGGCGAAAAUAUCCAAUGUUAUUACAUUCCGUAUAAACCUCCAAAAAGAUUAUUAAGCAAAUUAACAAAGAAACCGGCUACAGCAAGUGCCUUUGUAGAAGAUUUCUCAAUGAAAUACAACAAGGAAAAUGUUAAAGUUAAUGGUUUUCAAUCACAGAGUACAACCAGGAAGACAGAACAAGAACCUAAGUUUGGGAAAACAUGGCUAGAAACUAAAGUAAAGGCACUAUAUGAAAAUGAAUUAGGAAUGUCAAGUUCAGAUAUAUUACAAUCUAUGAUAACAUUCCUGAAUUCUCCAAGAAGUAAUGAUGAGCUGCAGAACGACCUCUUCGAACUAUUGGGCUUUGAUAAAUUUGAGUUUAUACAAGAGACACUCGAACAUAGGCGGGACAUUAUAAAUAGCCUGAAGACGCCCACACCACAGCCUAGCAUAACAGAAAUUGCAGCUAUUUUACCUGAAAACAAAAUGCCACAGUACCUCUGCCAAGUAUCUGUGCUUUCUGAACAAGAGAAGAUGCUUGCCAAAUUGGUACGGAAGGAAGAAAAGAAGGCCAAGAAUUCUAGGAAAAAUGACAAUGAUGAUGAUGAUGAUCAGGAAAUUAAUAUAUCACAAUUAAGAGCAAAGAGAAUAGCAGAACUAUCAAAGCCGGUUGUACCGUUUUCGGCAUCGUCGCGAUUGUCCAACACCGACCCGAUUCUACAGAGGAUAUCGUACUUUCAAACUAAAGUCCAAUACCCGAACGUGUACGACUCUUCGAUUGAUGCAAAAAAUGCGGCAGGUUUUGUGUCCGGUUUAAAACUAAUACUCCCCGAGAACGCUGCGAGAAAAGAUCUCAAAGAAUAUGAAGAAGUCACAAUACCGAAGAACGAUCCGCCUCCAUUAGAGAUCGGAAACAAACGAAUUCCUAUAUCCGCCAUGGACGAGAUUGGUCAAAUGGCAUUUGAAAACAUAAAAGAGCUGAAUCGUAUACAGUCGGUGGUGUUCCAAACGGCCUACAAUACUAAUGAGAAUCUCCUUAUAUGCGCACCGACCGGCGCCGGUAAAACUAACAUCGCUCUACUGACGGUUGUCCAUCAAAUAAAACAGCACAUCGAGAACAGUGUUAUUAUGAAAAAUAAAUUCAAGAUUAUCUACAUAGCUCCUAUGAAAGCUCUUGCUUCAGAAAUGACAGCUAGCUUUGGCAAACGACUCAAAGGUCUAGGCAUUCUGGUCCGCGAACUGACGGGCGACAUGAAGUUGACCAAGAGUGAAGUACAGCAGACUCAGAUGAUCGUCACCACGCCCGAGAAAUGGGACGUCGUCACACGGAAGGGAGCCACUGACACAGAGCUGGCGUCAAUAGUAAAGCUGAUAAUCAUCGACGAGGUGCAUCUCUUGCACGGCGAUAGGGGACCGAUAGUGGAGGCCAUAGUCGCCAGGACAUUACGACAAGUCGAAUCAACUCAAAACAUGAUACGAAUCGUUGGAUUGUCUGCUACAUUACCUAAUUACCUCGAUGUUGCCAGGUUCUUGAGAGUUAAUCCGUAUAUCGGAUUAUUCUUCUUCGACUCUCGAUUCAGGCCCGUACCAUUGGAACAACAGUUUAUUGGUGUUAAAGAAGUCGGCAGUGGAGGAGGCGCUCACCUGCGUCAGAUGCAAAUAAUGAAUGAGGUGUGCUACGAUAAAGCCGUCGAAAUGGUGCAAAAAGGACAUCAAGUGAUGGUGUUCGUGCACGCUAGGAACGCAACUCACCAAACUGCGCUGAUAUUGAAGGAACUAGCACAGAAGAAGGGUCAUUUGAAACAUUUCGAACCGGAAGACACGGGGGGCUUCCUCAAAGCCAAGAAGUCCAUAAGUAGCAGCCCUAACAGACAACUGGGGGAGUUGUUUGCGAGCGGGUUCGCUUGUCAUCACGCCGGAAUGUUGAGAAGCGAUAGGAACAUGGUGGAGAAAUAUUUCGCCGAAGGAUACAUUAGGGUAUUAGUUUGCACGUCGACGUUAGCUUGGGGUGUCAAUUUACCAGCGCACGCUGUUAUUAUAAGGGGCACGGAGAUCUACGAUCAAAGCCACGGUACUUUCGUGGACCUAAGCAUACUGGAUGUGCUACAAAUAUUCGGUAGGGCCGGCCGGCCGCAGUUCGACACGUCCGGUACCGGAAUCAUAAUAACUACGCACGACAAACUGACCCACUACCUCAAGUCGAUGACGAACCAGUUCCCCAUCGAGAGCAACUUCAUCAAUUUGCUGGCCGAUAACCUCAAUGCUGAGGUGGCGCUCGGCACUGUGACAAACAUCGAUGAGGCCGUUGAAUGGUUGAGCUAUACGUACUUGUUCGUGAGAAUGAGAAUAAAUCCCCAGGUUUACGGUUUAACCUACAGCGACGUGCAAGAGGAACCGAUGCUGGAGACUAAACGUCGCGAACUAAUCACCGCGGCCGCCAUGCAGCUAGACAAGACCCACAUGAUCAGGUUCAACGAACGCACCGGGGAUUUGAACGUCACCGAUCUCGGUCGCACGGCGAGUCACUACUACAUAACGUGUGAAACCAUGGAGGUGUUCAACUCUAUGGUGCGGAAGUCGAUGACGCAGGGCUACGUGCUGGAGAUGCUGACGAGGUGCUCCGACUUCCAACAGCUUAAAGUUAGAAAAGAAGAGUUGACAGAACUAUGGCAACUCAAAGAUAAAUACUGCGAAUUGCGUAUAGAAGAUCCACCGGAGGACAUACAUUGGAAGAUCAACAUACUGUUGCAAACUUAUCUGUCGAGAGGACGCAUCAAUGGUUCGUCUUUGCAGUCAGAUCUCAAUUAUAUCAGUCAGAACGCCGUCCGAAUAAUACGGGCGCUCUUCGAAAUAACUCUACGCAAGAACAACGCGUACAUGGCCGGCUUGUAUCUGAAGAUGGCUAAAAUGCUCGAGCUUCAGCAGUGGGACUUCUACAGCGACAUGAGACAGUUCAACUGCUUCACGAACGAGACCUUAAAGUACAUCGAGUACCCGAUGCUGAAGCCGGAUCAGAUCAGGGAUAUGGAUUGGAAAGAGUUAGGAGAUCUGAUAAGGAACCCAAAGAACGCGCGUCACAUGAAAAAAUGCGCCGACGAAUUUCCGUUACUUGAAAUGGAAGCGACUCUGCAUCCGAUAACGAGAACAGUGUUAAGGAUACGUCUCACGAUCACGCCUAACUUCAAAUGGAACGACAAGUACCACGGCAAAGCCCCUGAGGCCUUCUGGAUAUGGGUCGAGGAUCCCGAGAGCGACAUCAUGUAUUACCACGAAUAUUUUCUCAUCACCAAGAAACAGGUAAUCAUGAACGAGCCACAAGAGUUGAUUAUAACGAUUCCAAUUCAAGAACCUUUGCCGCCACAGUACUACAUCAGAGCGACGUCAGAAAGAUGGGUCGGCUCAGAGAGCGUGCUGCCGCUGACGUUCCAACAUUUGAUCCUACCUGAAACUCAUCCACCUCACACGGACCUGUUGGAACUGCAACCGUUACCGGUGACGGCCUUGAACAACCCAUCGUACGAGAUGCUAUACAAUUUCACGCAUUUCAAUCCGAUACAGACGCAAAUAUUUCACUGUUUAUACCACACCGACAACAACGUGCUGCUGGGCGCGCCGACCGGCUCGGGCAAGACCAUCGUGGCCGAGAUAGCCAUGUUCAGGGUGUUCAACGAGUACCCUGGCUGUAAGGUGGUAUAUAUAGCGCCCUUAAAGGCUCUCGUCAAAGAAAGAAUAAAAGAUUGGAAGGUGCGUCUCGAAGAAAAAAUGAACAAGAAAGUGGUAGAGCUGACAGGCGACGUGACCCCGGACAUCAGAGCUGUAAAGAGUUCGCACGUCAUCGUGACUACCCCGGAGAAAUGGGACGGGAUCAGUCGGUCGUGGCAGACGAGGAACUACGUGAAAGAUGUAGCCCUCAUAGUUAUAGACGAGAUACAUCUCCUGGGAGAGGACAGAGGACCCGUACUUGAAGUCAUCGUGUCCAGAACGAAUUUCAUCCAGUCCCACACUUCGCGUCGAUUACGCAUCAUCGGCUUGUCGACUGCGCUGGCCAACGCCAAGGACCUCGCCAACUGGCUCAAUAUCGGAGAGAUGGGCUUGUAUAAUUUUAGGCCAUCAGUGCGACCAGUUCCUUUGGAGGUGCACAUAUCGGGGCACCCGGGUCGGCAUUACUGCCCGCGAAUGAUGACCAUGAACAAGCCGACGUUCCAAGCUAUACGCACGCAUUCGCCGGCCGCGCCCGCACUCGUGUUCGUGUCCAGUCGACGCCAGACAAGAUUAACCGCACUCGACUUAAUCGCGUAUCUGGCAGCCGAAGAGAACCCCAAACAAUGGCUCCAUAUGCAAGAGUCCGAAAUGGAACAAAUCCUAUCGAACAUUCGAGAGUCUAACCUGAAACUCACCUUAGCCUUCGGUAUCGGUAUACACCACGCCGGCUUGCACGAAAGGGAUCGAAAUACUGUUGAAGAGCUUUUCAUUAAUCAAAAGAUACAGGUUUUGAUUUGCACUGCCACGCUCGCCUGGGGCGUGAACUUUCCCGCGCAUUUGGUCGUCAUCAAGGGCACAGAGUACUACGACGGAAAACAGAAGCGUUACGUCGACAUGCCGAUCACCGACGUGCUGCAGAUGAUGGGCCGGGCGGGGCGGCCGCAGUUCGACAACGAAGGCGUCGCCGUCGUACUAGUUCACGACCAGAAGAAGAAUUUCUAUAAGAAGUUCUUAUACGAACCGUUCCCGGUCGAGUCGAGUCUGCUCGAAGUGUUAGCGGAUCAUUUGAACGCUGAGAUCGUCGCCGGCACGGUGCAAACGAAACAAGACAUCCUAGAUUAUUUGACGUGGACGUAUUUCUUCCGGAGGCUACUAAAAAAUCCCUCGUAUUACAAUUUGGAGAGUUUGGAGCCGCAGGACGUGAACCAUUUCCUGUCGGGUCUCGUCCAAACUUCACUGGACGCUUUGUCCGCGGCCUUUUGUGUGGAAAUCGAAGAGGAUGAACGUACAGUCCACAGCACGUGGAUGGGUCGCAUCGCGUCGUAUUACUAUCUGUCGCACAGGACAAUGGCUCAUUUCUCAAAGAAUCUAAACGGUAAUAUGAACGUGGAUGAUCUGUUAAGGGUAUUGUCGGAUUCUGAAGAAUACGCUACUCUACCAGUUCGACAUAACGAGGAUCUGCUUAACGGGGAGCUAUCGCAGCAAUGUCGUUUGCCGGUCGACGCUCUGUCCCUGGACUCAUCAAACGUAAAAGCGUUCUUGUUGCUACAGGCGCACAUGACCCGGAUAACUUUACCGAACUCGGAUUAUUUGACGGACACGAAAUCUGUUUUAGAUCAAACGAUCAGGAUUUUACAGGCAAUGAUAGAUACAUCAGCAGAGAACGGCUGGCUGUCCGUUUGUCUGUCAUGCCAGACGUUGAUGCAGUGCAUUAUACAGGCGCGAUGGCCGUCAGACUCUCCCUUGACCACCCUCCCGCACAUUGAAUCCCAACAUCUAUACUUGUUCUUACACUUAACUAAAGACAGCAAGAAGCCUUGCAUGAUGCUUAACGGUCUGAAAGUUAGCUGCAUGCGAAACUACGAGUUACUUGCUAAGUAUUUGAGGAAAGAGUUCGAAGAGAAUCAGAUUCAACAGAUACACAGGGCGAUAUGCGACCUACCAACUACGGACAUAAAGUUGCACGUCCGCGGUCUAUGGUUCGACGCUGAUCAUGAACAAGACAAACGGAUCACGCAACCUCCCGCCCGGGAUCAGUGGAUGCCUUUGCAUGCUGACCAGGAAUAUACCCUGCUAUUGGAUAUGCAACGUAGAGGCGGCAAUCCGAACAACGUGCUGUGUCCGAGGUUCCCGCGCGGCAAGAACGAGGGCUGGUUCGUGACGCUCGGCACCGUGGACGACGGAGAGCUGCACGCCUUGAAACGGGUCCCGCCCAGAGGAACGGCACAGCUUACAUUCUAUACGCCUUCUCGGAUUGGGCGUAUAAUAUAUACUGUAUAUAUUAUGAGUGACAGCUACAUGGGCUUAGACCAACAAUACGAUUUACAAUUUGAAAUAAUAGAUGCAAUGCCGUCUGAAAACGUAGAUAAAGUGUAUGACACUAUUGAAAAAACAUUAAUCGAAUGAUUUUGUAUUAAAAUAAAUUAUUUAUACCAUU
Bombyx mandarina (wild silkworm) is the source of this 6797-nucleotide messenger RNA. It is a transcript of the gene obe, whose product is annotated as activating signal cointegrator 1 complex subunit obelus. The record is from RefSeq and is a predicted model, not a curated record. Gene Ontology annotation, molecular function: ATP binding; ATP hydrolysis activity; nucleic acid binding. Lineage: Eukaryota; Metazoa; Arthropoda; Insecta; Lepidoptera; Bombycidae.